Chara braunii is the source of this 7074-nucleotide messenger RNA. Lineage: Eukaryota; Viridiplantae; Streptophyta; Charophyceae; Charales; Characeae. The record is from the annotation of a GenBank genome assembly.
UCUGGCGGCCAUCUUGAAACACAAUAGAGAGAGCGAGACAGAGAGACACAGAGAGAGAGAGAGAGAGAGAGAGAGAGAGAGAGAGAGAGAGAGAGAGAGAGAGAAGGAGGGUGAAGAUGGCCAUGGUUGUUUCUCAGGAGUAUACUGAAUAGAGUGUCUGCGAACGGAGAAGGCUGGUCUGUCUCGGUGGGUCAUGGGGAGUCUGAGGAGAGACGAGAAGAAUGUGUAAUUGUUGUGGGGAGAUUGAUCAGGAUGAGCUGGGACUGGGAAGGAGAUUGGCGCCUACUUGUACAGCGUCUUUACCCGAAUAGUAAGGAGGGCGUUGGAGUGUGCCUCCAGCCUUCCCUUCCGUUUGCGUUUGCGUUUCUUUCUUGCAGACUUUGUGCGUGACUCUCAUCUCGUCUUUGUCCUCCGUUCUCUGCCUGCCCGGACCUGGCAUUCGCCGCCUGACUUGGUUCGGAUAGAUGUGCGUGCCUCCUCGCCGCCGCAUUUGCUGUGCGGCGUACUCCUCUGACUGCCCUCCUCUCUUUCAUUCCAGCUUCGGUUUUGCUACGGAGUAGUGCCGUGCUGGCUCUUGGUCCCUUUCUGAGUAUCUUUCUUCACUCAACUCUUCUCGCUCACUCAUUCACUCACUCUCCCUCUCACAGCUCUCUUUAGCCCCGUCUCUGCGUCCUGCAGCUUUUCACACGUUGAAGGAACACUCCCGCCCCCCACUUGUCGUUUUCUGAAUCUCUCUCUCUCUCUCCCUCUGUUUCUCUCUCUCUGUCUUUCCCUCUGUUUUCCUCUCUCUCCCAAGCUCGUUCGUCUUCUACCACGUCAUUAUCUCUCUCCCUCUCUCUCUCUCUUUCUUUACACACAACACAUCAUACUCUCAUGUCUCUUUCUGAUAGAGCGGCAUCUGCCGCCUCGUAAACUCCUCUCGUAUUGUACACCGUUUGCUGUUUUCUCUCUCCGUCCUCUUUCACUUCUCUCUGUCUCUCUCUCUUUCUCUCUCUUUGCCUCUGUCUCUCUGCAUUUUCCUUCUUUGUCCAAUCACCUCUUCGCGCUUGUUCUGCUUUGCCGUGAGUUCUGGCAUUUGCCUUUCGGUUUACCUGACGGAGGAUUGCAGUGGAGACGGUGGCUCUCUGAGGGGUCCAUCAAUUUGCGUCAAUUGGUGCUGCUCUGCACCCCAGUUGGUGUAAUUUUGUUGGCGGCCCAAGCAAAGACUAAUCACCGGAUAAUCGCCGGAAAAGGCGGAAGGAAACGGACGAAGUGGCGCCCACGUGUUGUCUCCGUCCUCGGACUGCGCCAUCUCCAAGCAGGGCCAGGCGGAGGAGGAAAACUGGCCUGAUGGCGAAGUGGUUACACAAGAUUUUUAGGAAAAAGGUGUCGCCAGACCAUGCCAAGCAAGGGCCGGUCAUUGUGCCACCGCCAUCUGUCAAUUAUGGCGAAAGAGAAGAACCCCGAGGUUGCUCCUGCCUGUCUAAGAACAAGAAGCGAUCAAAUGAUGUGGAUGCGCAGAGAUUUAUUUAUCUGGUGGUGCGACUGCAAGCACGUGUCAGAGGGAAACUGGUCAGGCGGUCGAGAGUGGGACAGCAGGUGCAGAGGCGUAUCGGUGAGAUGUUAGAGCAGAGAAGGCUGCGGAUGCUGGAGGAAGGCUGGCAGGUUCCUAGGGCCAAACCGACAUGGAGGAACACUGACAAGGCGAUGCUGCUGCGUAGACGAGUGGAACAAUAUGUAGCGAGGUACUCCAGCAGACCCAGAAUACGAUCACGACGACUGAAUUCUGCAUCCAGUGGGUCGGUAACUUUGGACCAGGUUCUGUCCAUAUCAAAGUCGGUCACGGAGAGCACAAAAGGGGGAGGAUUGGAAGGAGGGACAGAGAGCAUUGGUGGGGACGGGUUUGGGGAAACACAUCCAAAGCCACUCCUUGGCCUCCAUCUGCGGGCAUCGAAAAAGAAGGACGGGAAGAUACAUGUUCGGCGGAUCAGCUCCUCUCCUGGUGGAAUAAAAGUCAGGACCAAGGCGCAAGAAAUGGAGGGGCAACAAGGAGCAGCAGGAGGAGAAGGAGGAGGAGGAGGAGGAGGUGCGAUUGCGAAUGGGGGAGGGUCAAAUGUGAAAAGCCAGUCUGGGGGAAAGGAAGGUACAGCGAAUGGAAGUGCAGUGGGAGGUGGUGGUGGUGGUGCUCGAGCAAGGAAGAAGCGCAUUAGGCCAAUCGGAACGCGUUCGUUGAAGCCUGGAACUGGUGGCGGAGGAGUGCUACUUGUUAAAAGCAAGACUUUUGAUUCAGGUCCAGGAGUGCAACGCAAGGUAUUGAGACGUGUGCUGACAAGUGACCUUCCACUGGAUGGACGGGUUCUCGUACUGAAACUCGGCGUUCCUAAGAGAGUCUCUGCCCCGAACCCACCUCCAGGGUUCGUGCCAUCAUCAGGAAUCUCCAAGUCCACUGAUUCGCUGGAGUCACUUUCGGGAACGAGGGGCGCAGGAGGACCAGGAGUAGUGGGGGGAGCAGGAUCUGGUACUACAACAAAGGCCGGCCGCAAGAAGGCUGCAGCAGGCGGAGUGGCAAUAACAGGGCCAGCAGCAGGAACCGGAGGGGUAGCGGUCGGUCAGAGCAGAAGAGGGGCUUCUGCUGCUGCUGCAGUCAUCUCUGGGGCAAUCUCAGGAGUAUCGGGGGGUCCUGUGUCUGCGAGCACUGCUGUGAAGGCCAUUGCCGUCAGUGCGUCAGGGAGCACGACCACCGUCUCUUCCUCCUCCUCAAUUGAUAAGAAUACAAACACAACUUCGUCUUCUUCUUCAGGUGGGGAAGGAUCACCUGCGGACCAUCAUCAAGGGAAAGAGGAUGAUGCAGGCUUGCCGGCAAAGGAUUCUCAUGGCGAUUCAGACCUUGCUGCCACUAGCAGCAGCAACAUUGCUGCAUCCUUGUUUUCUUCCGCGAAGGAUGACCAUAACGACAGAGACUCGAGUGCAAACUCCUCAACUAGUGGCAGAAGAAAACAAGGUGCACCUAAUGGGUUGCUCGGCAGCGUGCGUCUUCGGCGCAAGUCAACACCUGCACGAUUGAGGGUUGGAGAGAACGGAGCUGUAGAUGGGGGUGCUGCCCCUAUGACGCACUCCUCGGUAGAGUCAGAUGCCAUUUCAGCACCGUCGCCACGAAGAAUGUCGGACUCUGCCACCUCGACCUCUCACAGGUCCAUGCCAAUUGGCAGACUGGGUUCACCAGCGAGAGAUUCUCAUGAGAUCGGACUGUCGGCAGAUAGCAUGGGGAAAAGAUCAGGGCCUUUCUCCCCAUCUCCAAGAUUGAAGAGCAGCCCAACCUCAGCGAAAGUGCGGACUCCUGGCACACGACAAAGUGCAUCAGCCAUGCCAGGAAGGGACCCGUCGCCUGCAGUUGGGACGGAAGCAGACAAGAGCGGAAGUGUCAUGGGCGAGAGGGAUACGGGUGCAGCGCAGCACCGGAGACUCUCGAAUGGCAACAGCAGCGGGCAUGGACGGCAAACAGCUGCUGGCUCUGCCAGAGCUUUCCGCGACUCUCUGUCUGUUGAUGUCAAGGAUAACACAAACUCUGUCACACCAGCCAGCAAGGUUUUGGGCAGGAACACGCCGGACAAGUAUGCUAAUCAUAAUCGCAGCAGCAACUCAUCUUUCUCCCCCACCUCCUCCUCUUCCCUUUCCAAUGCAGGUACGCAUCAUCAUCCUGCAGGUGCCUCGUCGUCGUCCACCUCUUCAAAAGGGUCAGGUGUGAGCGUCUCUGCACAUGCAAUGUCUCCAAGCUGGAGAAGUGGGAAUGCAUCUGCGACCUCUUCGACUGCUGGGACACCAAGGACUGGAGUUCCCUCAUCCCCUUCGCCCAGGUCACCGAGACCUCUUGUAAUGGAGUCGACAGCUCGGUCAUCAACAGGAUCAUCGUCGAUGAGAAUGAGUCGGGAUCACACACCGACGUCCGGGCAGUGGGAAACGAAGGAAAUGCCGAGGUUCAUGCUUAAGACACAGUCUUUCCUUGCAAAGGAGAAAUCAGGAGCUGGGGCAGUCGGAGGACCUGGUGGGGGGGGAGGGGCAUCCGUGGGAGGGUCUCAUUCCACUACCCAUCUCGCCCAGCAGCAGCAACACCCACAACAGCAACAGCAACAGCAACAGCAACAGCAACAGCAACCACAGGCACCUCUGGCACAGCCACAGCCGCAGCCUCAGUCUCAACUCCAGUUGCAGCCACAAUCUCAGCUGCAGCAGCAGUCGCCAACACCUCAGCAGCAGUCGCCACAGCAACAGGAGCAGCAGCCACACGCCGUCGUUGCUGUGCAGGAAUAGACAUAGUUACAUAUGAAAACCUUGUGAAGAGGAACAGUAGCCUCACUGGAAGGGCGGAUUUAGGGGUUGGUGUAGGAAAGAGAGGGGGAGGAAGGUUCUGAAUAGAGACGUGAGUACGACUCCGGUUUUACCGAGCUCAACAAGCACAUAGUACUUUGUGUCUGGACUGCUGUGGCGUCGGACCGUUGGAAGAAAGAAGUGAACGUGGAGUGACGGGAACUGGAGGUGUUGACAGACGGUGGUGGCACACUGGUGUACCUUCGAAAUUGUGUGACUGAUCGACCAAUCGAGGAAGGUUGCAAUCGGCGAGGAAGAAUUGAAUUUACUUACAGGAUGGCCCGGCUUAGGGCUCCCCCUUCCACCCCUCCCUGUUCUUUCCUUAUAACUUCUGCCAUUCAUCUCGGCCCCUCUCUCUGUCUAUGUGUCUUUGUCUUGCUAGCUCUGUGGGCUCUUCUGUCAGCUUUUCUGCCCUCCUAUAGUGAAGAACUUCAUAUGGCAUUUAUAUUCUUGCCCAUGCUACUUCUUGCUUAUGACUUUCUUCUUUUGUGACAUAAAAGAUUUUGGCUCGCUUCCGCGGCAAAGCACGCCCUGCAUUGCCACACCGCACCACUCUUUUGCACUCUGUCACUGCCUGCCCAGCUGUCUGUGCACUCUCGCUGCACUUUGGGCGCAAGCACUUGUUCCAUUUCGCUUUCGAACUCCAAACGGUCGAACGCACCGUGUCACACCUCCAUGGACGCUAACAUCUCGCGUUAACUUCUGACUACGCUGCCCAUGCGAAUCUGGGUCUGCCAACCCACGGACCCGGACAGGGGUGAAGACUACCUGGUGAAAAGGAGAGAGAGUAUACUUCUUGGCUGCUACACCGUAAAGCUGUUGUCCUGAAGGCUGCACCUGUCUCCCAGUGCUCAUCUACCAAGCAGUCGGCGAGUUCCAGACCAACUGGCAGGAACUGCAAGGAUGUGAUCGUUGCCGACCAUCAUGUCUCUCCUCCCCUGGCUGAUGAAGUGAGUGCAAGGUAUGACAGGUGUUUUGUUCGACUCGGGAGCAAGCUUGGUUGUCGGUGAUGCCACAUCAUGAACUGUUGUCAACAUCACAUCAUCACUCACCCAUCCUGGUAAAUGACUUAUCUGUCGUCGUCUCAUCCUGAAGUUCUUGUGUGUGUUUUUUUUUUCCAAGAGCGGAAGUGGGGCUGGUGUGCAGGCACUAUGGUUUCCAAGUAGUCUGCGAAGAGUUUUUUGGUUGGGCGGGAGACGCAGGGAAACUGUGGAGAAACAUUUGAGCAGGCACUGGAUGAGUGGCGGAGUUCGCAGGCGAAGUAUUCAGUGGUGUAUUACCCGGCGGCCAGAAAUGGAAAAAAAGAUGUGCAACAAUCAGUGGCUAUAGGUCGAUCGAUGAGAGUCAAAGGAGCAGGAAAGAAACAACGGGCGCGUGUUUCCUGUUCUGGACGACAGUGGUGUUCGUGGUGCAGUGACACAGAGGGUGUCGCCCCAGGUGCGCUAGAAGCUCAAGAUGGUAAGAUGGAUGCUAGACUCUACACCAGAAUGCGCCUCCAAACUAAGAAAAGGUUGCUAAUUGCAAUCCAAUUAGUCUUGAAGCUUUUUACUGUCUUGAAGUGAGGAGUAGGCCCAAAGAGACACACACAUUCUGUGGAUAUAAUUAUUUCUUCUACUGUCUAAUUAUUUAGAUGAGUGCGAUUGUGAGAGAGGGAGAGAGGGAGAGAGAGCCGGCAGACUGUCCACCUGUGUGGGUGUAUGUGUGUGCAAGCGCGCGAGUCUGUGUGUGUGUGUGUGUGUGUGUGUGUGUGUGUGGGUGCUUGCAUUCGUCGGUGGUGUGGUGAUAGGGGCGGAGAACUGUGACGCCUUCUGCUGUCUGGGGAAGUGCCUCUGCCCAAUGCAUUUGUUGUGGCUCUUCCAAGGGCAGGUGAGGGAUCUGGAGAGGUCCCAUGCCGUUGAAUCAGUGCCUUGUGAGGGAGGUAGUAGUUUAAUGCCAGCUAUCAGAAGGAAUGUUUGCACUACUUCAUCGGAGGAGGAUUGGUUGUUUGCUAUCAAGGUCUGCGAUGUCGAGCUCUACAUGUCCAUUUGGCGAGGUGUUAGUUAACUUAUGAAUGGCGGAAGAAUCUACCGAGGAGCGUUAGGAGGAAAAUCUUCUGUACGGUGAUGAUCGUGCCACUUGAAGCAAUACUUAAAUCUGCGUAUAGUAUCUAGAUAUGCAACUAUUUGCAGUUUUCGUCGAAGCCAAUGGAAUGGUGGAAGGCAUGGUUCGAUUCGCGGCAACAAAGGAGAGAAUGCGGGAUGAAGUGACAGGUGAUGGGGAGAGAACGGCAGGUAAGUGUUUCAGGUGUGGAACAACAACAUAAGUGUCUUGCAAUUAGCAUUGCACUUCCUUUUGCUCUUUCGUUUUGGCGUUCGAGCCUUCUGUAAUAUGUACGAAGACAGACAGGGGAUUCUCUUGCUGUUGAGCGCAGGGGAGGAUCAGCGUUUAGAGGGGGGAGGGGGGGGGUUGGGGGGGAAUGGCAGUGCUGAUUGAGGUGGAGGGUUGCAGCAGAAUCAGCAGCAGCCAUAGGAGCAGCAGCAGCAGAGAAAUGGCACUGCUUGUGGGAGUAGGGAUUCAGUUGCAAACACAACAAUGAAGGCUGAUAAGGCAUCGGCGAAGGGGGUGACAAAGACAGAACAUCAGUGGCAUCUGCUGGAAAGUAGUACUGGAGAGCAAGUUUGUUGUUUGAAUCAUUAGAACCUCUAUUUUUAACAAUAUCUUUGGACAUUUUGUGCAUGCGGAAUUUAUAUU